Messenger RNA from Colletotrichum phormii, 2829 nucleotides. RefSeq names its product lipa and NB-ARC domain-containing protein. NCBI's taxonomy places the organism in Eukaryota, Fungi, Ascomycota, Sordariomycetes, Glomerellales, Glomerellaceae. The record is from RefSeq and is a predicted model, not a curated record. The transcript is spliced from 5 exons. The coding region runs from base 1 to 2829 and encodes 942 amino acids.
AUGGGGUCCAUCAAUAAGCAAGUUGCACGCUACGAAAUCACUGCCGUCUUCACCCAUCCUGACGCCUCCGUCGAUAUCGUCCUGGUCCAUGGUCUAAAUGGGCACCCCAAAAGUACAUGGACUUCACCUUCACCUUCAUCUCAACAUGAAGAUGGUGUCUUCUGGCCCACAGAUCUACUACCGCAAUCCCUGGGAAAGACCCGUGCCAAUAUCUUGGUCUAUGGCUACAACGCAGACGUCUAUACAACCAGUAAAAGCCAUGCAAGUGCAAGUGCAAGCGACAACUUCAUCUACCAACAUGCUCAGACACUGGUUACGAACCUCGCCCUCUAUCGUAAGAGCGAACACACAGACAAGAACCCCAUCAUCUUCGUCGCACACAGCCUGGGUGGCAUUCUUGUCAAGCGUGCCCUCAUGUACUCCAACGACUUGAGAGACAAGAACCAAGAGGACGCCAGGUCUAUCUUCGUCUCCACCUUUGGAAUCAUUUUCCUGGGCACGCCACACACUGGAUCUGGCAUGGCAACAUGGGGUGUCGUUUUGCAAAACAUAGCAGACGCCAUUGCACCCAAGAAAAUGUUCGAGAGCGAGUCGGUCCUCCUCAAAACCUUAAAGAAGGACAACGAGACCCUGCAAAACAUCAAUAGCCACUUCCUCGACUUUUACCAGCGUUUCAAGAUCCACAUGGCCCAUGAAAAUCACAAGACCGACAUCAAAGGAACGACGAUGACGGUGGUGGAUGCGAGUUCGGCCAGUCCACAACUGCCAGGCGUUGUUUACUACGGCAUCGAGGCCCCUCAUUCCGGAAUGUGCAAGUUCAACAGUAGCAGCGCUCCAGGAUACAGAAACGUUUCAACCGCUAUUCGGACGUGGGCAGAAGAAGCCCCGCCAGUCAUUCGAACCCGUUGGGACAUUGAACUGGACGACAGGAAGGCUAGAGCACAAUCUGAAGCAGCCGAGAUCACUCGCGAGUAUAACAGUCCUUCAGAGACUGUGAUUUCAGAAUAUAGAUAUCUUCCAGCAGCUCAACAAUCAUCACCUGUUGACACGAAAAGCACCCGGUGCGCUUCUGUUUCUGACUCUGCCCCCCAAGUGUUGAACUCCGGUCCUCAUCAUGUUCAUCCUGACCGAUUCCGACCCAACUCGUUUUUCAAAGGGCGAGAGGACUACCUUGCAGAUCUUCACAAGCUGUUGAAAGACCCGAAGAGGCGUUCACAAGGGACGUCUGCGGUUUUAAUACAUGGCAUUCCUGGUGUCGGGAAAACGCAUCUUGCUCGAGAGUAUUACUUCAAUCACAAGGACCAGUAUUCUGGGGGCGUGUACUGGAUCAGGUCUACCACGUUGCAAGACAUGGAAGACGGGUUCUGGCGCAUCGCGAAGACCCAGGCUAUCAAGGGCAUGGCUGCUCAAGGAUAUAAGAAUGACUUGUUAAACCCACACAACAUGGUCGAUAUCGUCAGAAGGUGGUUCAACGAGUCUAGCGAUUGGCUGCUAGUGUUUGAUGGUAUUCGCGUCAACGACAAAGCCAUACUCCGAUACAUACCCGACCGGCCAAACAGCAGUCUCAUCUACACAUCGACUGAUCGGUGCGAUCCUGGAUCUCAUCUUCUUGACAACCCCAGCAUGAUGAAGUUGCCUUUGCCGCCAAUUCAAGACGCACAGGAGUUGUUGCUCGAAGAGAUGGGAAAGAAACAGCCAUAUAACACUGAUGAUCUCAGACGGGCUCAUGAAUUGGUACAGCUGAUGGGUCGCCUCCCUCUGAUGAUUCAUGCCGCUGCUGUGAACAUGAAUACCACACGGGAACCGCUUGCAAAGUAUCUCAAGACCUUUCGGGAUUCGCCGAAAGUUGGCGAGCUUCCUGCAUACAUGGCGAUUCGAGAUCAGUUGCAGACCCGUGGUAACCACGCUGCGUUGAAUCUGAUCUACAUCCUCUCCUUCUUCAGCCAAUUUAUACCAGUUGAGCUACUGGCUCUCGGUUUAGGAGCUUUGGACAAGCGGACACCUGUGAAAACGGAAACAUCCAAGGGCAGAAGGAGUUUGACACAAACUUUUGUUACUUUGAUAAGUUUCGCCCUCAUUGAACGAAACGAGAGCGAUGACGUCUCUUCCUCAAGCUCACAGAGCGGUCUCGACGCGGCUCCGGAGCCUUUGGAUACACUCCGUGUGCACAGUAUUGUUCAAGCGUUCUUUAUUGAACAUCUUGCCAAGGAGGGACAGCUGCAUUUCUGGCUGGAGCGGGCCAUCCGUGUCUUCUGCGCGUCGUUCGACGAGGCCUAUACCAGGAUAAACGACGAGCCUGCCACUGGCCUUCCUGAAGACUACAGACAAUAUAUCCGGCACGGCAGAAGGCUGAAGGAUCUUGUUGACCGCCAUGCCGUCGACCGCCCGACUCACCAGGCUACAGAGCAACCCAGUUCGCAAACCGGACCCGUGGACCUUGUCGCUGCUCGAAGAGACUUGGAAGAACGACUUGCGAAGGUACCCGCAGACCUCAACGACUUGCAGAGAACCGUAUCUACCCGAAUCAUCGACGGAAAGGAGGCUGCUCAUAAUUCUGUCUUCGAGCGCAUGAACAGCCUAUCGUCACAUUCCACAGACGCCUCUGGUGCCGCUGUGCUCCCUCAAUCACCAGGGGUCUACUCGCUCGAGUUGGAGCAAGAAUACAUAUUGCCGCGGCCAAUGGAUAACCCGGUUCACUUCCACAUGCCUUAUGUGCCUUAUGUGGAUGAACAGGCGUCUUCGAUCGAGUACCAGGGGUCCGAGGAUCGAACCAUAACUCCAUACCCGCCCGACAUUGAAGAAGAAAAGGUCACUGAGGCGUUAUCAUGA